AUGCUGCUGCUCUCUCCCAUCACCUUGAUAGCAGCAGCAGCUCUGCUAUGUGCCAUCCACUUGAUCCGGUGCAUCAGAUCCCCAUUGAGUAAAAUCCCAGGCCCGAAAUUGUCCAAGUUUACUUCUCUGGUUCUCAAGUGGAAGGAGAUCAAGGCUCUCCGGACAGUCUACAUUCACCAGCUUCACCAGCAAUAUGGGCCCGUCGUCCGCAUCGCCCCCAAUGAGGUCUCGUUCACAUCUUGGGAAGCCUUGAAGGAGAUAUACUGCUCCGGAGGCAGCGGCUAUGACAAGACGGAAUUUUACGACCUGUUCAAGAUAUACGGGAGGAGGACCAUGUUCACCACACUGAACAAGGCUGAUCAUGCCAAACGUAAAAGGAUUCUCGCCGACCGUUAUGCCAACAGCAACAUCAUGAAGAGCGCCUCAGUCACAGGAGUCCAGGAGCGGUCCUCCAAGUUUGUUCGACGCUGCGUUUCUGCUCCAGGAGGUGUAUCCGACAUCUUUGUAAAUCGUCUCAUCUCACACUACGCCCCUACUUUGCACCGUCUAUUCUCAAGGGUGUUGUAUCUAUUUGCAAAGCCCCGGGAAACCCCCCUAGCCGAUGACUAUGUGCUGGAGACGAGCCAGCUAAGUGGCACGGCGCCAUUCACUCUCAUGAGCCGCUUUGACGAAAAGACGGGCGACCUCGAUUACAUUGACAAAGCAGCGGAGUGUCUCGACCACAUGGCGGCGGGCAUCGACACCACGGGCGACGGGCUGUGCUUCCUCAUGUGGGAGCUGUCGCAGCCACGCUCGCUCGGGAUCCAGCGCAAACUGGCCGAAGAGCUCCGGACGAACCCGGACACGCCCUUUGACAAGCUCCCGUUCCUCGAUGCCGUCGUCUGCGAGGGUCUGCGGUGCUUCCCGCCGAUCCCAAUGUCGCUGCCGCGCUAUGUCCCUCAGGGCGGCCGCUCCAUUGAUGGCUUCUGGCUGCCCGGGAAGACGAUUGUGAGCUGCCAGGCGUAUUCGGUUCAUCGACUCAACAGCGAGAUAUUCCCUGAUGGCGACGUGUUCAACCCUGAACGCUGGCUGGAGCUCGAUGGAGAUGCAGACCGCAGGCGGAUUCAGUUUGCCUUUUCCAACGGAGGAAGGGGCUGCGUCGGGAAACAUUUGGCCCUCAUCGAGAUGAAGACACUGCUGCGGGAUGUUUAUUCCAGGUACAGCACGACGCCGCAUGAGUCCAUGCAGGAGGAGGCCAUGGCCAUGUCGGAUCAGCUCAUCUCGGCACGACCACUGGGACAGAAGUGCCUUUUGCGAUUCCACGCUCUUGACGCAAUGUAA
Trichoderma virens Gv29-8 is the source of this 1320-nucleotide messenger RNA. RefSeq lists its product as uncharacterized. NCBI's taxonomy places the organism in Eukaryota, Fungi, Ascomycota, Sordariomycetes, Hypocreales, Hypocreaceae. The transcript has 5 exons. The record is from RefSeq and is a predicted model, not a curated record. Gene Ontology annotation, molecular function: iron ion binding; heme binding; oxidoreductase activity, acting on paired donors, with incorporation or reduction of molecular oxygen. Bases 1 to 1320 code for a protein of 439 amino acids.